Messenger RNA from Orbicella faveolata, 2591 nucleotides. RefSeq names its product tRNA (32-2'-O)-methyltransferase regulator THADA-like. NCBI's taxonomy places the organism in Eukaryota, Metazoa, Cnidaria, Anthozoa, Scleractinia, Merulinidae. Gene Ontology annotation, cellular component: cytosol. Gene Ontology annotation, biological process: tRNA methylation. The record is from RefSeq and is a predicted model, not a curated record.
UAGAGAAAACAAAAUGGUGGACCAACUUUGAAGUGAAUGAAGGAAAAAUCUCCAAUGGUGGAUGAAAGUUCGUGUCUUCAAGAGAUACAAAACCUUAUAAGCACUUGCGGAAAAUCUGGACGAAAGUCAUGGCUUGAUAUUUGUGUGAAGACUGAAGAAUAUUUGCAGGAAGCCUCUGUCAAGCAGAGAUUGUCAAUCCUUGACAUAGUUUGGAAAUGGAUUUCAAUACUUGUAAAGAAAGAUGACUUUACGUCUAACAAUACUGAAGAAUUCAUACUUCUUCUCACCAGAGUUUGGUGUACAAUUUAUCUCUGCUCCUUGGGAAACCUCAAACUUUGUCAAAAAGUUAAAAAGGUUUUCAGCUCUCUUUGUGUAAUCAGACCCUAUCAUGCCAAAUGUGAAAUCAAAAGAAAUAUCAGUGAGCUUCUGUCCUCUCCCACAAACCAAAUUGUGAAUGCUGUUGAAAUAGUUUGUCAGCUAAUUGAUGUUUCUGAACUUGGAAAGGAGUGUGUGGAUGAGCUGUUUGAUGACUUUGUUACGUCCAUUUCUCAUUGUUUGGACUCUUACUGUCAGCAGUAUAUUCAGCACAACUCUGAGGAAGCUGGAUUGCCAUUUAACUCAGAUGUUUUUCAGACUAUUGUAAAGGCAGUUCUGAAGACCUUCCAGUACUUCCCAAAGAAAGUUGGUUUGCUCAUUUGCGACAGCACUGCAACUGAAGGAAACACAGUCCUGGAGACGAUCAUAAAUAACCUGUGGAGGAUAUUAUUUUGCAAGAUCCUUCAUAAGGAAUGUACAUUUCUGUGUGGAACAGCCAUAGGCUUGUUGCUAGGCAUUGCUGCAGAUCUGGAGCCUUGCUUGUGUGCCAAAGAAAUUGUUACACAGUUAUUAAUUGCAUCAGGAGCAUCAUUCAUGAAGAACCAAGCUGUACCACAGCACUACCACUCUGUGAUGAUUGGAUGUUUUAAAUUUGAGUUGCCAUUAGUUCAGUACAGACCUAUCACCCAGUUAGCCAUUGUAAUGGGCAUCAUUAAAUCACAGAAAAAGGAAAUUCUACUGGAGAUGGGUAAUGAGGAGCAAACUACUCUGAUGGAAGGACUGCUGUUUCAGACCAUAUACACUCUCUGUAAAGAGAGCAAAAAUUCACCAGUUCAUUAUGUAGCUUUUGAAGCCAUGAGGCAGUGGCUUCUGUGCAUGAAGAGUCUUCUCAAGAAGAAAGCAUUCCAUGAAGGUUCCAAGUGGAUGACAAGUGUGGAGUCAUAUCAUGUCACUCAUCUAAUUGAAAUUAUUUGGGAGAAUCUAGAAGACCCUAUAGAUGGUGUACCAGGCUUGGCAGUUACUCUGUUUAGCUUGUUGCUUGAGUUACACAAAGAUGAAGAGAUGGCAAGAAAUUCAGUGGAUGAAGCAUUUUACGCAUCACUUAGGGAUAAAGUCAUAGGACUUCCUUGGCAUGUGAAAGGAAGAUAUGGCUUGAUUUGUUCACUUCUGUCUUGUAUUGGCCUUCAACAGAUCCUAGAAAAACAGCCUUCUCUUUUGGAUGAUUUGAUUCGUUGCCUUGGAGUCAAUCAACUGACAUCUCCUUCAACAAAUGCUUUCAAGGCAUUUCUUGAAUGUGGCAGGAAGGAAAAGGAACAAACUGAGUUUGUGAAGCAGUGGGAGAAGAGUUGGCAAGAUGGAUUAUUCAGGGCACUUACAAGUGAAGAUAGGUAAGUAUUUUUGGCCUCUUUGUUAAAGUUGUGCAUCCAUUAUUUGGUAAUUGGACCUUGUGAUAAGCUUAUGCCGAACCAGAGUAUGUUUACAGGCUGCACGUGGUGUGGCUCAACCCAAAAUUAUCCCUUGUAUACCAACUGGGAGCUGGGGCCUGUUUCUCGCAAGCCCUGGAAACUUUUCGGGCCCGCAAAGCCAUUUGUAUUUAAUCUGUAUCUAAAAACGAAGUGGUGUAUACGCCUGAAACUGCUUGUAAGAAGGGAGCCUCUGUUCACAUUUAGUAUAUGUGGAUAAAACAGCUCUGUAAUCAUAAGGUUUGAGAUUUUGCUAUGGCUUUUUGGGUGUGAAAACAUUUCAGGACCUUUGAGAAACAGUCCCCUAGUCAUGUUGUAAGUGGGUAAUACACUUGUAGAUGGUGAAGGUAAUUAUAUUCAUUUGGGAUCAGUUGGGUGGGUAGAUCAGCUGGUAGAUCAGAGCAUACUGGAAUGGCAGAGUUCGUGGGUUUGAAUCCCCUUCAAGCCUGAAUUUUUGCAGGCUUUUUCAACUGCUUUAACUGGUGCUUAACUAGGAUAAUCUCUUUCUUGAAAUCUUUAUCUUGCAGUUAAAAAAUAAUGAUCUUUUGUAUGUUCACUAGUAUGCUGGUGAAGUGGUGAGUGAGCUUGCGUCGACCAGUGUUCAACUCACCUUUUUAAUUAAAAGUGGCUACAAAUGACACUACAAGAGAGCAAAUACACUGCUUACUUAUGCUUACUUAAAAAAUGGGAUGAAAUAAUCCAUACUUUACUGUAUUCUGGAUAUAAAAGAACUCUGAACACUGAUUUAGCAUCUUCUGUAUCCUGAAAAAUGCUCUUAAACAUGCUAAGAUUGUGAAUUUGUUUGUACUUUGU